CCAGCUCUGGCGGGGGAUGCUUCAGGGCACAUAACUUCGUCAGGUCUAGUUAGCACAUUGCUUACCGACACUCACACUACAAUUCGUGUGUUCAAAUCCUUUUUUUUUUCUUAUACUAUAUAUGUGAUUCUUGGACUAUAUCUUCAUUUUUAAAAUUUCUUGUGUGAAAAACCCAAGUUUCAUAUCGCGUGGAAGAGAAAUCUAAUUACACACAUUUGAACGUCAUUUGUGAUUCUGGGUUUUUGUUUAUUGACAGUCAAUUGAUAAUUUUACUAUCAACCCAACAGUAAGAAACGAAUCAAUCUCGGGUUAUGUGUGUAUCUGAAUUACUGGGAUUAUAGGAUUGUGACACUUCCUUUGGACAAUUUACUGUUCAACUCUUUGGAGAAUUCACACGAGUGCUUUGAAUGAAGCAGCGAGAGCUGAGAGUCUGUUGCUAUAGAUGUCGUUAGAACUGGUCACAGUCGUGCAACUGGACGCUCGGCACGUAUGGGUGAGGGGCGUGGUUAGAGAGAGGUCAGAAUGGACCCCGAACACGUAGAAUGGACUCCAUUCAGGCCUUUCACAAGAGAGUCCUUGUUCAAAAUCGAAAGACGGAUCGCUGAGGAAGAAGCUGCCAAACAUGCAGAAAAGUGCAAGCCAGAGUCUGAUGAUGACGACUCUGACUCUGACGACCCCAGCAAUCAGGAGGAAGCCCUCAAACCGAACCCCAAAUUGGAGGCAGGAAGAAAGUUGCCACCAUCACUUGAGGACUACCCGAAGGAGUACAUCGGAAAACCUCUGGAGGACCUGGAUGAAUUCUAUCACAAUCAGAAAACAUUCGUGGUGCUCAACAAAGACAAAGCCAUCUUCCGGUUUAGUGCCACCAAUGCCCUAUUUUUGUUAUCUCCCUUCAAUCCCAUCCGGCGAGUGGCUAUUUAUAUAUUAGUUCAUCCUGGCUUUAGCCUCGUUGUGAUGCUGACUAUUCUAGUCAACUGUAUCUUUAUGACCCUCACCUGGUCGCCGCCUCCCGAAGUUGAGCACAUCUUCCUUGGCAUUUAUACAGUGGAGGCCUGUAUAAAAAUGUUAUCUAGAGGCUUUAUUUUAAAGCCGUUCACCUACUUGAGAGAUCCAUGGAACUGGCUAGAUUUUUUUGUUAUUUCCAUAGCUUACAUGACGAUGGCCGCAAAGCAGCUUGGGAACCUGUCAGCCCUAAGAACAUUUCGUGUAUUGAGAGCCCUGAAAACUAUCUCUGUCAUCCCAGGUCUGAAGACUAUAGUCGGUGCCUUGUUAGAGGCUGUCAGACGUCUGCGCGAUGUGAUGAUCCUGACCAUAUUUGUCCUGUCCAUCUUUGCCCUGGUCGGCAUGCAGUUGUACUCGGGCUCACUGCGGCAGAAGUGUGUUCGGAAUCCUUUUGCAGUUUUUGGGGAGAACGUCACGCACGAGCAAUAUUUCGAGUUCACCAAUGAUACAAAGAAUUGGCCAAAUGGCGGCUUAGAAACAUAUAGAGUUUGUGGGAAUAACAGUGGUGCAGGUGGUUGCCCUAAUACCACCACCAAUGGAACAGCAGAUUAUGUGUGCCUUUCAAUUGGACCUAAUCCUAAUUAUGAUUUUACAAGUUUUGACAAUUUUGGUUUCGCCAUGUUGUGCGCUUUUCGACUCAUGACACAAGAUUUCUGGGAGAGUCUUUAUCAUCUGGUACUUCGGGCUGAAGGGACUGCCCACUCUUUGUAUUUUGUGUUAGUCAUAUUACUCGGAUCUUUUUAUCUGGUCAAUUUAAUAUUAGCCAUUGUGGCUAUGUCAUAUGACGAGCAACAGAAGCAGGAUCAAGCUGACGCAGAUGAAGAGGCUGCCGAAAGACAGGAAGAAGAAGCUAGAAAAGAGGUCAUGAGCGUGAUGACACAAAGCCCUAGUAAUCCUUCAUGGAAUGAGUUUGAAGGCAAGGAUAAUACAGAUAAACCAGAAGAGAAAGAAAGGCUUUCAAUGACCAGUGAUCAGUCCUUGACUAGUGGUCAUCUAAAACCUAGCCUUAGCCAGAAACGACACAGCCUAAGUCUGCCAGGGUCACCGUAUAUUCACCGCAGGAACAGUAAAGGUAGCCAAUACAGCUGGAAAAAGCCUAAUGUGCCAACUGCCAAAAGAGGAGGUCAUUCUGCUGACAGACAGCCUCUAGUGCACCAUGCUCUGGAAAAUCUUCCACUUCCGUUCGCCGAUGACUCUGGUGCAGUCACACCAUCUUCUGAAGAUCUAUGCAAUUUUUCAUUUGUUAGAAACAUACCAAAUGGCCGCCGUUUUAGUUUUGCUUCCCAGAAGAGAAGUGCGGCACUUGAAUCUGGUAAACAGAGUGGAAGCCGACGGAGUAGCUUUGCCUCAAACCACAGUCGAGCAUCCCGUACAAGCCGGGGCUCACAGCAAGUUGAUAAGAGCAAGAUGGAAACAUUACUGAACUUUAAAAAGUACAAAGUUCCCGAUGUAAUACUGGACAAGUCCAAGCUGGAUGAUGGGCAUGAUUCUGUAAGCAGUGGCUCUGGUCAUGGCAUGGAUAAGGAUAAAACAUCAGAAAGUAAUCCGUUUCUAGGCAACAGUGGCACAGGACAAAAUGUUGAAAUGAAAGAUGUGAUGGUUCUAAAAGACAUAUUAGAUCAAGCUUCUGGGCAUAGAAAAAGUUAUGUCAGCAUGGCUAGUAUUCACAAGAGGAACAUGAAAGACUUAAUGUGGAAAUAUUUCUGUACCUGGGACUGUAGUCCGAACUUUCAGAAAAUUCAGAGAUUGGCUGGACUUUUCAUCAUGGAUGCUUUUGUCGACCUUUUCAUCACAGUCUGCAUUGUGGCCAAUACUCUGUUCAUGGCCAUGGACCACUAUGAUAUGGAUCCUAAGCUUGCAAAUGUUUCAUCAAUGGCAAAUGAGGUGUUCACUGCAAUAUUUGCUGCUGAAGCAUUCUUGAAAAUUCUGGCCCUCAGUCCUGUAGUCUAUUUCAAGGAUGGUUGGAACAUUUUUGAUUGUUUUAUUGUGGUACUCUCCCUGAUGGAGCUCAGCUUGACUGAGUUACCUGGACUUUCUGUACUGCGGGCUUUCAGAUUGCUGCGUGUGUUUAAACUUGCCAAAUCCUGGCCAACUCUGAACAUGCUGAUUGCUAUUGUAGCAAGAACAAUGGGUGCGCUGGGAAAUCUGAUCAUCGUCUUGGCUAUUGUUAUCUUUAUCUUUGCCGUCAUGGGUCAGCAGCUGUUCUCACAGGGGUAUGAGCCCUAUUACUGUCCCAAAAAUGAAACAACCAAGGAACCCAACCCAGACCCAGAAUGUAUGCCCAGGUGGAACUUCAAUGAUUUCAUGCAUUCUUUUAUGAUUGUGUUCCGAGUCCUGUGUGGAGAGUGGAUUGAAUCAAUGUGGAAUUGUCAUCGAGCUAAUGGCUGGAGCUGUGUUCCUUUUUUUUUACUGACUUACAUCAUCGGCAAUUUAGUGGUCUUGAAUCUAUUUCUUGCCUUGCUACUUAGCUCUUUUGGAAGUGAAAGUUUGUCAAGAUCGGAGUCUGAUGAUGAACCAAAUAAAAUAGCAGAAGCUAUAGACAGGUUUAAGCGCUUUGGAAACUGGGUUAAAGUUAAAAUUAUAGUCUGCAUCAAGGUGAAACUUCAACGAAAGCAAAACUGGAGGCCACCCCCACCAGCAUUAGAACAACAGGAAAUGAAUGGGAAAGAAAACUUUCUUGGUGAUGGAACUUUGAUUGCAUUGGAGAAAACUCCCGAGGAUGUUCCUGAUGGUGCUAAAAUUUCCAGAGCUGGAAGUGUGUACUCUACUAAAGAUCUUAAGUCGCCACUGGGAAGUAAUAGUGGUUCUAGCCAUUGCUCAAGCUGCUCCUCCUUGUCAGACUCAGCCCAAACUAAAAAAAUUGAUUUAGAAGCUGAACAUGAAAUUAAUGAAGUGGAAAUAGUCUAUGCAAAAGAACCCGAUGAUUGCUUUUGCUACUCACUGACCAAACGUUGCCCUUGUUGUCUCGAGCUUGAGAAAACUGUAUGUGGACAUGUUUGGUGGAAGGUUCGUUGUUUCAUGUAUCGACUAGCUGAGCAUAAAUACUUUGACACCUUCAUCAUCUCAAUGAUCCUUCUUAGUAGUUGUGCUUUGGCUGCUGAAGAUGCCUAUCUUCCAGAGAAACCCUUGUUAAAGGAAAUCUUAGAGUAUAUGGACAAAGUUUUUACAGUAAUCUUCAUUUCUGAGAUGAUCAUCAAAUGGUUUGCAUUUGGAUUCAAGACUUAUUUUACUGAUGCCUGGUGUUGGCUGGACUUUAGUAUUGUAAUGUUAUCAAUUUUUAUGUUGGUGGCUGAGGUGAUGGACACUGGUGGAGGUAAGAUGGGCUUCAUGAGAUCCAUUAGAACGUUAAGAGCCUUGCGACCUUUGCGGGCAGUCAGUCGUUGGGAAGGCAUGAGGGUUGUUGUAAAUGCCUUAUUCAAAGCAAUUCCAUCUAUCUGUAAUGUCUUGCUAGUGUGUCUUGUUUUCUGGCUUAUAUUCGGCAUCAUGGGAGUCCAACUCUUUAAUGGGAAAUUUCAUGCUUGCUGGAAUGAAACCAACAAAUGUAGUCCUGAUGACGUUCCCAACAGAACUGUUUGUGAAAAUCUAGGAUUGAAUUGGACCAAUGCACAAAUCAACUUUGAUAAUGUCAUUGCUGCCUAUUUAGCACUGUUUCAAGUGGCAACUUACAAAGGAUGGGUAGAUAUCAUGAAUAAUGCUAUUGAUGCAAGGGAGAUGAAUGUCCAGCCUAAGAGAGAGUCUUCAAUCUUCUAUUACUUGUACUUUGUUCUCUUCAUUGUCUUUGGCUCUUUCUUCACACUCAACCUGUUCAUUGGUGUCAUCAUAGACAAUUUCAACCAACAGAAAAAGAAGGCUGGAGGUUCAUUGGAAAUGUUUAUGACUGACGAUCAAAAGAAGUAUUACAACGCCAUGAAGAGAAUGAAAUCAAAAUCACCACAGAAGUCAAUUCCAAGACCGAAAUACAAACUGGCUGCACUUGUGUUUGACAUCACCACCGACCAGAAGUUUGACAUUGUUAUUAUGGUGAUCAUCAUCCUCAACAUGCUGACCAUGAUGUUUGAAUAUGAAGAUAUGUCCAAGCAAAUGAAGGACAUUUUGGGUAUCUUUAACCUGAUCUUUAUUACUGUCUUCACUGCCGAAUGUGUGCUCAAAUUGUUUGGACUACGAUGGUACUAUUUCAAGAUACCGUGGAAUGUAUUUGACUUUUGUGUUGUCGUCUUUUCUAUACUAGCUUCAUCUUUAUCUGAAUUUGAGGACAGCUUCUUUAUUUCGCCAACUCUGCUACGUGUUAUCAGAGUGUUUCGGGUUGGUCGAGUUCUGCGAUUGGUCAAAUCAGCCAAAGGGAUCCGAACACUCCUCUUCUCUCUUGCGGUGUCUCUUCCAGCUUUAUUUAACAUUGGUCUCUUGUUAGGCCUGGUGAUGUUUAUCUACGCCAUCAUGGGCAUGAAUUUCUUCAUGCACUACCCUCACAGGUUUGGCUUAGAUGAUGCUUUGAACUUCGACACAUUUUUCCGUAGCUUUAUUCUGCUAUUUCAGAUGUGUACAAGCGCUGGCUGGAGUGAUGUUUUGAAUGGGCUUAUCUCUGAAUGUCCCCCUAAAGGCAGUUGCGCUCACUACACCAAGGCAACAAUUUACCUGGCAACUUAUUUAAUCAUUUCCUUCUUGGUGGUGGUCAACAUGUACAUCGCUGUCAUCUUGGAGAAUUUCAGCCAAGCUACAGAGGAAGUACAACAGGGCUUGACACCAGAUGACUUUGACAUGUACUAUGAGAAAUGGGAAAAGUUUGACCCUAAGGCCACUAAGUAUAUCCCUCUAGAUCAGCUGUCAGACUUUGUGGAUUACCUCGAGGAGCCGCUCAGACUUCCUAAACCAAACCACUUCAUUCUGGUCAAGCUUGAUAUUCCAAUCUGUGAGGGAGAUAAGUGCUAUUGCCGAGACAUUUUGGACGCACUGACCAAAAACUUUCUCGGCACAUCAGAAACUGUGGAUAUUCCCCAAAAGGAAACGGAUAAAGAGAAGGAAGAGUACACUCCAAUAAGCAGUACUUUGCGGCGACAAAAAGAGCACUACGCUGCUCGAAUCAUUCAAAAGGCAUAUCGAAACUACAAGGGCAUCCUGCCUCCAGACACUGUAUAUAUGCUUGAACAGGAACAUCAGGAUGAUAAGGAUGGUAGUGACGAGGAGGAAGCAGGUGGAAAUAACCAAGACAAGCUGACCCCUAACCCUGUAACCUCCAUCAAACCAUCAGAGAGUAAACCUCCCAAACACACUCAAUUUGAGGAAGAUUUCUCUAAGGAGGAUACACAUCACAAAGCAAAGGAUAAGAAUGGGAGAGGUGAUAAGAAGAAAGCGAAAGACGGCAGUAAGAAAAAAGAAGAAGGAAAGAGAAAAAAGGAAACAAAUCAUGAAAAUAAUGGAGUGUCUAAGAGUUUGCGGACAAAAGACAAUAUUGCCACAGUUGAGUUAGGGCCCAACAGUGGGAUAGUGGCAUGACACCAAAGGAUAUUAGAUUGAGUUCUUUCAUUGUUUUAGUUCUUUAACCAAUUCUUUACAUUCGCUGUAUAUUCUUAUUUAUUUCAAGUUGGAUUCUCAGCUGCGGGACAAAAAUUUACUGUGUUGGACAAAGAUUGUGUUCAACAAGGAUUUUCUCCAUGGCGACUACAACAUCCAGUUUUUUUUGGUCAUGAUUGUCUUUCUUAUUUAUUCUUAUUUAUUUUUUUUUUAUCCUUUCUGGCCAUCAUUUACUAUACAUAUUUAACAUUGUGUAGCCACUCACCCAUUCUGUGUGUGUCCUAGUUCAAAUCUUGCUGGACUUUUUCUUCUCUGCCUAGUUCACGUAUUUAACCUACAACUAUUGAAAUGCAACAUGAUGCAAUUAUGUCUGCUUCAAUUGUCCAUACCUCUUUGUUUACCUUCAGUUCAUUUUCAAUGUAUUUAUUCCAUUUUAUGCUUUGGACAAUUUAUUAUUGAAGUGUAUGUAUCAUACAAUCAAUUUUAUUGUAUCUUACAGUUAGAUGUCUUGUAUCUUACAGCUAAAUUUCUUGUAUAUUGCAGUUAGUUUUAUUGUAUCUUAUGCUUCAAUCUAUUAAGUUGACUUCAUGAAUGUAAUUUAUUACAGUCUGACUUUAAAUUAAUCAAUAAUAUUCCUUUACAAAAUAUUUCUACUCUAGUGGUGGCUUAUAAGGAUAGAAAGAGUAUGUCCCGGGCUCAUAAGCUGUGGACAUAGCUUAUAGAAAAUGUAUAGUGUACAAUAUUUUUUUUGACAGUGUACCUUUAGAUAGACUUUUACAUUUAUUUUUUUGCUGAUACCUUAACAACAUAAAGAAUCAGGUGAUAGAUAAAAUUAAAAAAAAAAUACACAAACCUUUAAAGCGCGUUUUACACCAACAAGGGAGAACAUUCUCUUAGGUUUUUUUCUUUCUUAUAAUUAUUAACAUAUUUUUGUAAAUAUAAUUUAUAAUUAUCCACUUUUUAUUGCCUUUAUAGUACAUGAAAUGAAAAGCAUAAAUUGUUAGCUCAUAAGAAGAACUCUUUGAUCCAUGGGGCUAAAAUUUCCAAGUCUUUUUUUUUUAUUCAUUUACUAGCUAUUACUACUAAUAUAUUCUAAGCAACCAAAGCUUUCUUCAUAGCCACUUGCAACAGGGUAUAUCUAUUAUAAAACUACUAGUACUAUUAUACACAUAGAACAAUAUUUGUCAAAACCACAGUACAGAAUAGAAUAAUGACAUGAAAUAGUUGAAAUUAAAAUCUCAUUUUUUGUAAUACAUAGUUGGGUAUUAAAAAGAAAUAUUGACAAGUUUUGUUGUUUGUUCAACUAUUGGGUAGUAAUACAAUUAUAGGUGAGACCACUUCAAGGCCAGCUGCCCGCUGUUACAAUCUAUGCAUAUUUUGUGUUAAUGUAGUGUGUGUCUUGUUCAUUUGAAAUGAGCUUCUGUUGACUUAUUAGUUUCCUUACUAGUUUUCUUUUCCUGACACCAACUGGCAACUCAGUCUAAGUCACAACUCAGUCUAAGUCACAACUCAGUCUCAAUCACAACUCGACCAUUAAGAAAUUUACCUGAAAAGAUUUCUUUUUACAAAAAUCAUUAUUGUUAUCUUAUUCAGGUUGAAAAACUUUUUACUGUUACCGUACUUUAAUUUAAUUGAUUUUCCUUUUUAUUUUACAGUCAAAUUAUUUUUUUUUAUCUAUUGAUGAUGUAAAUAGUCUAGCUCAUGUAUGCAUCAAGUUUUUGUACCUAUUUUGUGAUAUUACCAACUUUCUAUUUUGAAAUGUUUCAACGUAACAAGUUCAGUGUAAAAAAAAAAUGUUUUUUUUUUCUUGUUAUAAUCAUAUGUGAUAAUUUUAUUUUUUUGUGUGAUACUUUCCCGUUUGGUGGUGUCAUGACUUAGUCAAUUUUGAGAAAUGCUUGUGUGUCUGCAUUCCAAUAAUUGAUUGACCUCAAAACUUAGCCAACAGUAUCCUGUAGUAUUUCUCCUGGGAUGCUCAUUUUAUCUUCCCAACUAGAUGAUAAUGUAGCCUCCAACAAGAAUUGAUUUACAGCCUUACAUAUAGAUACAUACAAAAACUAAUCUACUUCCUUUGGAACUAAUAACAAGUUAAAGUAAUACCAUCAAACAUUAAGAAUAGUGCGUAGAUAUUCUGUUUGGCAUAGGAAAAGCUAAGUGGGGGUAUUUGUAUAUAUAUUUGUUUUAUGAUUUGGGUUUCUAGUUAGACUUUGUGUCUGUUUGUGUGAUUUUGUAAUAUUUGUAUUACUUUUGAUCUUUUCAAAGUCUAAGUUGACUUCGUUUGCCUCAAAAAUGAAAUUUAAAAUAUUUUUCUUUUUGAUCUCUAAUAAUUAAUGUCCAAUCACUGUGCGUGGUAUUUAAGACAUCACUUAAUCAUUCAGUUUUCGUUAACGCCAUUAUGAUUAUUUGUUGCCCUACUUUUUCUAUCCACCCCCUCUCCUCAUCCCAACCCUGUGUACAAGAUAAAACCAUUGCCAGAUGUUGACAGAAUUACCAGUUGACUUAUCUUAAAUAAUACAGACGUUACUUCAAAAAAGAAGAUGAUUACGUCCUACGCGUCAUGCAUUUAGUCAUGCAUAUUAACCAAUGACUUAAAUUCUGCCAAGUCACUGGUUUUCCUGGCUAGCUCAGGCAACCCAUUCCAUGCUCUAAUAGCACUUUUAAGUUCCAUCAGAAGGCUUUGAAACAUAUGUUACCAAACCUUUUAAUAUCAACAACCAAAAGGUUAUCUUGUUUUUAAUAUUGAUACUUAGUUUAAAACUAUGCUGCUCGGAUAGAUAGGAAUAUUUUAAUGAACACUUCUUUGUGGUGCUAAAUAAUUUCCAGAUUCAACUGGGAGAUUUCUAGUUCUAGACUUCUGGGGGAUUAAUAGAUAGACCAAAGGCUGUAGCCCAGUGAAGUAAUUCCGUCCACUGCCAACAGAAGCUCUACUAUGUGUGCAAGAAGAGAGCGCUUGAUGGUAGAGAGAAACUCUUAAGUGAUUUCUCUCUUUAAGUAUGAGAUGGCAACUGCCUUAAGUGAUUUCUCUCUUUAAGUAUGAGAUGGCAACUGCCUUAAGUCAAAGACAUCACUCGUUUAGCCAAGUAUUACCUAGAUCCUAAAUGUCAUGUCAUCCAACUGUCAUUGGAUUAACAUAUAGGAAAAACAAACAAAAUCAAGUCAACAAGCUUGUCUAUAAAGCAAUGAACAGAUUGACCACCGUAAGGGUUAUUUUUUUAUUUUUUGCUUGUGUAGUUACUUUUUUUUAUCAUCCUUUGUGAUGGUAAGAGGAGUAGAAGUGAUGGUAAGAGGAGUAGAAGUGAUGGUCAGAGAAGUAGAAGUGAUGGUCAGAGAAGUAGAAGUGAUGAGGUCAGAGAAGUAGAAGUGAUGGUCAGAGAAGUAGAAAGGGGGAGGUAGUGGAUAGAAGCAACAAAUUCUCAUUUAUUUUCAAUUUUAACAUUAGACAUCAUUUUCAAAAUUUAAAUCCAAAUAUUACUUAUAUAUUAAUAUUCUAGUAAUUGUUCUACUCUAAAUGUACUAUUUCACCUCUGAAUUAUUGCUCUAAAAACUCAGUGCUAUUUUUGGUUUCCAUCGAAGGCUGUUUGUUUAUUCUCAUUAGACUAAAAUAAAUAUUUUUAAAACUUUUUUUUUGUGUAGACCCAUUGUCUGACUUAACUAUUCUAUUUGCUACUGUGCAUCAAAUAAACUCAACAUUGUCAUUUUUUCAGUAGACCAAAAUUUGUUUUUUUUAGUCCAAAAUUUAUGAACUAAUUUUUUUAUAUACAUAAAUUUGGAAUCUUUUUUAAAUCAAUAAUUCCUCAAUUUUUAACCAAUCACAUUGUAAUAUUUCUUCAUUUCUAAACAUAAUAUUUUGAUAAAUUGUUUAAACAUUUUCAUUUACUUCAAUUAUUGUUUACAUCAUUUAAAUCUUUAUAAUUAACAUUCCCCUUUGUGUGUAUAUAUUUAUAUGCCAGUUAGGGUUUGCUUUUAAUAUCUAUUUUGUUGCCUAACUAACUUGAAGAUUUUAGUUUAGAUUUGUGUUCAUGUGCUCAUUAGACUAAGUGGCCCAAGCUUAAUAAAAAGGAGUGCACUACGUAGACCAAUGUGAUCAAACUUUGAUUUCUAAUCUUUAUGGACCAGUAUAUACAUUAAUAUAUAACGUUUCUUUUUCUCUGAUAUUGUCUUGUUUUUCUUAUCAUUGUAACACUUAGAAUAACAAGUUUGAAUGUUAUAAAAUAUAAUUGUCACUUGCUUAUAGGUCUUAAAAGAAAAAUGAUUAGCUCUUUCUCUCCGUAAUUAUUUUCCUCGUUUCGAUAGUAUUAUUCGUUUUGCUCAUUUGUAUUUCACUAUCCUGUUAUGAUUAAACUCAAUAACUUUUUUUUUUGUUAUCAGAAAAUGUUAUAUUUGUAAUUGAAUUAUAGGAGAAAGCAUGCCCUUUUUACAAAACACAAAUAAAAGUUUAUAAAUCCAAAAAUCAAUUUAGUUUAAUGGGAUCAAAUCAACGUUGGCAUCGUGAAUUAGAAGAGAAAGAGUUAAUAAUAUAUUUUGGAGACCUAUCGCAUAGUGUUAGGUCAAUUUUGAUCUUUGUAUAACAUUGUUAGCCUUGUACUUGUUAGUUUUAACUAUUAGUUAGUUUUACCACUGUUUUAUUUGACAUCAUUUCUUAUCAGCAUACCUUGUUGUUAGUUUAUUUAUAGGAUGAGAGAGAUGGGUGGUUUCUCCUGGUGAUAGGAGUCAUGUAUUCUCAAUUUGUACUAAAUGUUGAAUAGUCUGUGGCAAAAUGAUAUUCUGAGUUGAUGGCACUCAUUCUUGCACAUUUUCAAAAAAAAAGAUUUUUAUGAAAGGGAAUUAACUACAGAAAGUCUGUACAUUAAUCAUGUGACUCUAACCAAUCAACAACAUAAUUUGUAUGUAUUAUUAGUGUAGAUGAUCUGCCCAAGUCAACAACAUAGCAUUACAUGAACAUAACAUUAAUCUAGUGAGCUCACCAAGCCAAUUACUUCUUCAUUCUCCAAAAUAAUAUUCUGAACAGUUCAAUCUUGACUUAGUAUGGUAAAUAUAUGACUGUUUGUUGGAAUAUUUAUAGGAUAGUCCAUAUUCUGUUGAAUCUAAGCUGUGCUGAGUUUAAGCUGGGGCUGAAGAACUGCAGAAAAAAGUAAAGUCUAAGUUGCAUCUAUUACAAUACGUCAUGUACAUGACAAAACAAAACAAAACGGCAGAUUUUGAGGGGCAAGGAAGUAAGAAUGAGACAUGUUAGCACAAGCCGAUUCUUCACCAUUGAAUGGUAGCCCUUCCCACCCUGCACAAAGAUGUAUUCCUAAACAAAGUCUCAAGGUUUCCCUCCUUUGCGCCAUUUCUUUGUUUUCACCGGUCAGUGCAUAUUGCUCCAAGUAGUGUCUCUUUGGUCAUUGAUACCUAUGUUAUCUGCAACAAAGACGAGAAAGUGGAAAAAGGAAGACAAGUGUUCUACGCAAAGAUAUUACUGGCCGAAAAGGAAGGCAACAGAAAAGUACCAGUGGCUUAAGGUGGUUUAGGAAACACAAGGCAGCCAUAUUCCAGUAUGAGUUGCCGCUAAAGAAGUUCAAGGGACAUAAGCAUGGAAGAGUCCCUGAGGCAGAUCUGUAUAUACUCAAGUCUUGGCCUACUUUAAAGUGAGCUGCAGCUACUGUCAAGCAUCAACAAAACUUUAUGAGAGAGAAUCCAUCACAUUAAAGUUUAGCAGCAGUAGCAAAUCAAUCAAUGUAAGGCGCAGUCCAAAGGUAAGCCCCAUGAGAAUUUCAGGCCCUUUGAAAUGCCUUAGAUUCAAUAGAGUAUGGUAUAUCUAUAUAUAUAUAUAUAUAUGACAGUAUUUUGGAACUUUCCAUAACACUAAGUAUAAGUUAGCACUACUUAUAAUUAAUGGGGACAUAACUUUUUAACAAUUUAAUAUAUGACUGCUUGUAGGAACAUAUUUAAUUUCAUAAAAAUCAAACCAGCUGCAAAAUUAAGUUCAUAGAUAGAGAAACAGAAUUAUUGUAUUUAAAUGUGUUAAUUAUUUGACUGAAAACAAUGUGUUAUAUUAAUUCUAAUGUGUGCUGAUUCCCAAACAGCUGAAAGGCUUAGUUAAAAUAUUUAUCUUCAAAGCAUCUUAUAAAACUGAAUGAGUUUUGCGAAAAACUAGUUUGACUCUAAAGUUGUACAUGUUUAGUUCUAAACUUAAUUGAAAAACCUUAAAUGCUAUCACUUUUACUUAUUACAAUUAUGUGUGAAUUAAAUAUUACUUCAAAAAUUAGUCUCAUUAUAACUAAAAUGAUCAAUGAAUUUUUAGAGGUAAAAACAAAAUAUUAAGUUAAGAGAUAAAGGGCAAUAUCAAAAUAAAUAUCUAUUUAAUCUGAGUUUAAUCUAAGUUCCUGGGCUCACCUGGAUCCAAGUGGAUCUUUGGUCUUAGCAAAAAAAAAAAAAUAAUAAUAAUAAAGGCAGUUUGGCAGUGCACUGGCCACACAGCACCUUGAACUGUUGACCAAGAAAUGUAUUCAAUGUCUUCGCCAAGGGAAUUUUUUUUUUUUACUUGCAAGUAGUGUAGCUUGACUUCUCAACACCAGACAUGCUCUUUGAAAUAAGCCAUGUUUGAUACAAAAUUUAAUCAUCUAUAAAAAUAAUAAUAUUUAAAAAUAUUAUUUUAAAUAUAAUAUUAUCCGUGAGGAAAGUUGUUUUACAAUUGCGCAUUACACAUAACUGCCAUUGUCAGAGCAAACAAUACCGGUAGCACACAAAAUUAGUCGUACUUAACCCUAUUUGAUUUGAUUUUAGGGAGCAUCCACCUGUUUUGUAGUUUGCUAAACCCAUAAGCAGCACAAAUGAAGAGCUAAACGCUGGUUUAUGCCUCAACAAGUGUAAGGAUUGUUCAAUUAUAGUUUGUUUUUUUUCCUAUCAUUCGAUUGGUUGUCACAUCUUUUAAAAAAACCCAACUAAACAAAGAAUUAGCCAAUUCACUUUUUGUUCAAGAGCUGAGAAUGCCAUGAAAACCUAAUUGUUUAAGCAAGCAUUUGGGGUGUACACCUUAGUGUAGCUCAUACAUGUGUGCAAACUUUGUUGCCGAGAGUUGUGUACAUGGGAACAGCAAAUGUAUUUUUUUAGCCUACUGUCAAUGUUGACCUACAUGAUUGAACAAUUGUAGUUUUUCAAUUUUGUAUUUUCUGUGUGUGUGCUAAAUAUUUUUAUUCUAAUGCAGCAAUAUUUUUUUAUGAAUAUUUGGCAGUUGCUUUGUCUCAUUUUUCCAUGGAACUGUAAAUAAUGUUUUUUUUUUCUAAUCACUAUAAAUACUUCACGCAUUCCCCUCUCUGAAUGUUUUCAAUUGAAUCAAUCAGCUGUCAGAUCAACAGGUCACUUUCAGCUUCUUAUAGACACUUUUUUUUUUCAUUUGCCUAUUUCACCAAUUUGUAUUCAUAUUACCAUUUCUUGGCAUUCAAGCUGUAUAUAUCUAUUUAGACAUUUUUUUUUUUGGUUUUCAAUGCCUUCAUAUGAAUGUGAUACUGUCAUAAUGUACAGCGCUGGCUUGUCAGUUUUUAGACAACUUAGUUUGCAUGCACAAUUUCUCAUUUUGGAUGACGGAGAGGCAAAAUGUUACUGCCAUUUGUGUAUGAUUCUAAAUUGUUUUCAUUUUUGUUCUCGUCACCAUCAGUACGAUUGAUUGAAAGUGAACAUUUCCAUGACAAAGAAUUCACUUCAGUGUUAUUUGCUUCUAUUGUUUUGCAUCUUAUUCCAUAUUUUUAAUUCUAUAAUUAUACUUUUAUCUUUUUUUUUUACAUUUUUGUUUUUAAAUUGGGUUUUAAUAAAAAAAAAAUCUUCCAAUACUCUUCAAAGAAACAGUGUCUUGCUCUAUGAGUCAGUGAGAGGUUGAUCUAGCCGUAGGAUAUAAAGUAAGUCUAGAACUGUUAGAAAGUCAUCCAGCAUUCUUUGACCAGAUUUUUUUCACCCCAACAUCCUAGAAGGAAGCAUUUUUCAAUGUACUCAAGAAAAUAUUUUAAAUAUACAUGUUUAGAUUUUUUUUUUUUAAUUUUUUAAAAGGAAACACAUCAGAUUUUUUAGUUUUUUUUUGUUUCUAGUGUUCAAUAUUUAGGGGUGUUUCCAUAAACAAAACCUUACUUGAACAAAAUAUUUUUUAAAGGACCUAAAAGCAAUGACUCAGUUGGGGUAUUAGCUUCCUAGACAGAAGGCUCUAUUUCUGCUUUCAUUCAUUUCCUUGUGUGGGAGUGAAUGUUUUUCUUAUGUGCUUCUUACACUUUGCUCUUAAACACAGACUUGAAUAAAUUAUUGAAUACACAA
Molecule: messenger RNA, 14787 nt
Organism: Biomphalaria glabrata
Lineage: Eukaryota; Metazoa; Mollusca; Gastropoda; Planorbidae
Product: sodium channel protein type 4 subunit alpha B-like
Exons: 35
Coding region: 523-6492 (1989 amino acids)
Biological process (GO): neuronal action potential; membrane depolarization during action potential; sodium ion transmembrane transport
Cellular component (GO): plasma membrane; voltage-gated sodium channel complex
Molecular function (GO): voltage-gated sodium channel activity
Source: RefSeq, a predicted model, not a curated record